Messenger RNA from Sporisorium graminicola, 4068 nucleotides. RefSeq lists its product as uncharacterized. The coding region runs from base 1 to 4068 and encodes 1355 amino acids. The transcript has a single exon. NCBI's taxonomy places the organism in Eukaryota, Fungi, Basidiomycota, Ustilaginomycetes, Ustilaginales, Ustilaginaceae. Gene Ontology annotation, molecular function: SUMO-specific endopeptidase activity. Gene Ontology annotation, cellular component: cytoplasm; nucleus. Gene Ontology annotation, biological process: protein desumoylation. The record is from RefSeq and is a predicted model, not a curated record.
AUGGUACGCAACCUCAGUACAGAGGAGUACAAGACCGUCAAGGAGUUCCAUGGCAUUCCUCAGCGAACAGCUACACCAAUAGACGUCCCCCAGAAUGGAGAUACGCCUGGAGGCCGCUCGUCGUCAUAUGGUCGAUCUAGGCGCAACAAGCCCGACUUUCCGAGCCAUCCAGCUACGUUUCUGGACAACCUGCACAGCGAGGGCGACCAUGUAGUCCGUCCAUUCACCGUCAAUGGCACGGCCAAGCGAACCGGUCAUCGCUCUGCUAGCCUGCGAACUCCCUCGGCCGAUUCGCAGGCGCGUUCCCCUCUCGCCAGCUCGCCCAACGCCGUCCUUGCCGACCUCGCAACUUCAUCCAAGUUCGCUAAGGGGAAAGCCAAGGCGCAAGAUGUCUCGCCGCGUACCACCCGUUCCAGAACUCUUCGCAAAGCCUCGGCCCAAGCGGAAUUCAUCAACCUCGCCAGCGAUGAGGACGAUGACGAUGAACACCCUCACGUCGUCCCGCAAAUAUCCUCCAGCAGCCGCGCAUCAAAGUGUCCACCAAAAGAACCCGUCCGAAGUGCUGCUUUGCAAGCAAAGGACGUCCGGCGCAAGCACGAGGACCAAGCCGUCUCCAAAUCAUCCUCAGCCGCGCCUCCCUCGUCUUUUUACUCUCGUGCCGAACCGAGUUUCCCUCGUCCUGCAAAUCGCCCUAAUCCUCUCUUCGGCAACGGACGUCCAGAAGGACCCAUCCAGCUGGAGGAGCCCGUCCCGCGUCGUGCAUCCGGUUCCACGCACGUGGUACACCUCCGAGAUAGCCCCGAACCCGAGUCUGGCGUCAAAGUACCACCACCUCAUCGACUCGACCGAGCUUCCUCGAGUCAACCGCGCCCCAAGUUGUCCGAACGCAUGAAACCCAAAGCGCGCUCACCCAUCCGAUCAGACUUGGCUGAACGAAGCAGCAAGAUCUUGCCCUCGGGCUCUCAAACUCGCUCGCCGCAAUCCAGAUCGCACCUCGAGCUGAACCUUUCCCCAUCAGAGCAUGACACCAACGGUUCCACAAAAGGCCGCAAGCGCUCGCGAACGGAUGAUGGCCGGUCGCUUUCGCACGAAAAACGCUUUCCUGACUGGCCAGUCGACUUCCCCUUCGAAGUUCGUCUCCGCGCCAUCAUCGUCUCUGACGCAUGGAAGUCUCGCGAAAAUGAUCGCAUGGUCAUGGUCUUGAAUCAGCACCACCUCUUCUUCGGCCUAAGCACCGGACAAGCCAUCAAGGUCCGAUACAGCGACAUACGCGAGAUCGUGGCCAGCAAGCUCGACGUCAAGCAAAACAGCACCUUGUGUUUGACUCUGGCGCCCAAUUCCGAGAGCGCACGCAACGUGCAGGCCGUUUUCUCCGAGUAUGAUCCUCGUGCUUCUGGGGACGCCGCCCAGAUCCAACUCGUCGCAUUGGACUUCGAUGAGGUGGAACGGCUCAACCACAAUCGUGCCAUCGCCUGGAUCACCCAUAAGUUGCGCGAGCCGCGACCCGACGGCGUCAAAGUCUUCUGGCUCGACGAGUACAGCGCAAAGGGUAAGAUCAGCAGUGUCGAACGCGUCAUGCAACUUCCGUGGCCAGAGGCUUCAACGACGCCAGUGCAGACACGGCCAAAGCGGACGCUGAUCGUUCCGGGUGCGGAUCGCUUUCCGAACAACGAUCUGCGACAAUUCACGCGCCAAACCACUACCUACAUUCCAUCUGAGGGGCGAACGAAGACAUUCAACAUCCAACCAGACUCUCCCAACUCUCCGGCCAAUUCGUCUGUCGAUGUCGAUAUGGCAGAUGCCUUCUCGCGGUCAAAAUUGCCGACGCUGGCCCCUUUGUCUACUCCCAAGCCCAAACCGGCUUCCACUUCAGCUGCCAAGGUGGAAGUGCGGCGGCCGCGAGUAUCUUCAGAUGGAACAAUCCUCCACUACCCUUACGAAGGCAUCGGCGCCAUGUCGCUUCGAGACGCAGACUUUGACAAGCUUCUCGAUGGCGGCCUCCUCAACGAUUCUGUUAUCGAGUUUGGAAUGAAGUUUAUCCUCGACGAGAUCCGUGCCAACGAUCCAGAGUUGGCGGACAGCAUUCAUGUCUUUAACACUUUCUUUUCGACCAUUCUGAUGUCGGAUUCGGUCGAGAACAGCUAUGCCAAGGUGCGGAGAUGGACAGCCCGGGAUGACAUCUUCUCGAAGAAGUACAUUGUUAUUCCGGUCAACGAGAACUACCACUGGUACUUGGCCCUCAUCGUCAAUCCGGGAUACAUCUUGGCGGACAACGGCAAGGAUUCUUCUAGCGAGCAAGACACAGAAGAAGUGGCGCAGGCAUUGACGCUACCCUCCAAGGAUUCGUCGCGGCCACCAUGCUCGCCCAGAGCGACUGCGACUUCCGAGAACAAAGAGGGCGCACCUGAGCCGCGCCAGGCUGCCACGGCUGCCGGCAGUUCAGACCCCGAAACGCCUCCCCUGCCUCCGCUCCACCUUCCGUUGCAGUCGUACGAGAGUUCUUCCGCUUCGCUCCCCACUCCCAUGGAGGUAGACACAGACUCGCGCAGUGACUCGUCGACUAAAUCCCCAGCAAGUGGAACUACCUCCGACCAGCUGAUCAUUAUCACUCUCGAUAGUCUCGGGCAACGGCACGUCAAGCUGGCCAACAAAUUGUUUGAGUACCUGUGGCGUGAAGCCUGGGACAAGAAGAUCUCUACGAUUGCGAGGUCACCGAAACGGCCCGUCGAUGACAAGGGCAAGCAAGACGGCCGUGCUCGGGAGGACGCGUGCGAGAACGCCGAUGUGCAAACAUCGGCGAGCGACAAGGAACCUGCAAAGGAUCAGGCAGCCAAGACGUCCAAGGACGCGCAUGACGACAGCACCGAAGAGCCAGAUGUCCUGACUGACGGCAUUCGCUCUGUCAAGGUCCAAGACUCACGACGAUCCGCCACAUGUGCAGCCACCAAAUCAACUGAAGCGGAAGCAUGGGCCAAAAGCCUCUCCAAGGCGGUCUACAUCAAUGCACAGGUUCCGGAGCAGCCCAACUUUUGCGAUUGCGGCAUCUACCUUCUGCACUAUAUUGACCGCUUCUUCCGCCAGCCCGACAAGCUGCUCGAGCUUACCGUCAAGGCCAGGGAUAGGCUCGCCAGCGUCAACAAGGCGGGGUCGUCGGCUCGGCAUCAGGCGAAAAGGGACAUUGAAAGAAAAGUUGAAGCGGAAUGGCAGGCAGGCGAGGUGGGCACCAAGCGGGCUUACUGGCGCUCCAAGCUGGUGGAGCUGUCAGAGGGAUGGGAGGCGUUCAAGAAGCAGAAGGAGGAGAAUGCGGUCAAGAGCGAGCAGGAGGAGACGAAGCCAGACAAAGAUGAGGAGGAGCCCGAGCUCGGUUCAUCGCAGCAAAAGCAAGCGCCGUCGCCAGCGAAGGAUGGAGACAUUCCAAUGCCCGAUGCAGACCCGGACCGAGGUGUCAAUGAAGAGCACCUGCCUAGCGUAGAACACAGCAAGGAGGCAUCUGGGGAGAAGGCAGUCAAUACCUUGGACGACAUUGAGCGUUCUGUCGACGACUGCGUGCGCGCUACCGAUCCUGCGGCAUCGCGUGUCGUCGACGACAUCCUCGUCCAGGCUAUGGCUACCCAACAGGGCCCACUGUCUCAGGAACAGCUCAGAGAGUUGCAGAUGGAGGACCGAGAGCAGGCACACCAGCUGAGGCCCGCUUCCGAGUGGCGUCACAACGUUAGCGACAUCGGGGCCUUCAGCACGGCGGUGCCUCCGGUGGGCAAUUCCGGCUCGUCAGCUGUACCCGUUGGUGUUGUGACGGAGGCACCGCCCAAGGCUUGCGUGCUGGGGCAGCGGGAGCAAAAGGAGCAAGACACGCCAUCACCGUUCGGCGCCAGCAUCAUGCCAACGGCAUCGGGCACGUCGUCGGACCCCGCACCCUCGCUGUCGUUCGCAAGCAGCAAGCACGCUGCGUCAGAGGCGGUGAGGGGGGAUUUUGAGGAUUGGUCCAUCGACGAGGGCGUGGGCAAGCUGUCGAGCGAGCUGGCGCUCGAGAGCGUAUCUGUCUCGUCGUCUUCGGAUGAUAACAUGUAA